Messenger RNA from Trichoderma breve, 1473 nucleotides. RefSeq lists its product as uncharacterized. The record is from RefSeq and is a predicted model, not a curated record. Bases 1 to 1473 code for a protein of 490 amino acids. The transcript has a single exon. Lineage: Eukaryota; Fungi; Ascomycota; Sordariomycetes; Hypocreales; Hypocreaceae.
AUGUUUUCAAGAGUCCUGCUAUGGCUCUCCAUAGUGUCCCUCGCCUCGGCCACUCUUCCCUGGAGCAAAGGUGAUGUGACACCAGGUCUCAAGACAUCCGAAUCUGUGUCCUUCGACCCGCUUGCAGUCCUCGCGAUUCUCUGGAACCCGCGUGCUUCAGUGAGUGCAUCGAGGCUCUAUUCUCAGCCUCAUCGCUCAGAGGCCAAGCGACUGCGAUGGCCGCAUCUCAUGCAGGUUGGCGCAGUAACUGUGCCUGUAUCUGUACUAGUAGGCCAUUUUAUACGCAAUUACCGCUCUAUUCAUCCCGGGUUGGAAAUGUUCAUGGGCAAUGUGGACAAUCUCAAUGUCAAGUCGACCAUUGGCAAAGUAAUCAACUUGUUCCCCACACUACCCCUGAGCGGCAGUGAAUCGAGCUUCGUCGACUCGCUGGCAUUUCGCCCGUCAAUGCACCCGAGGAACGACAUUAUCAUUGUUUCACUUUUGCGGCCCGGAAGAAGGGCAUUAGCUGAAAAACAUGUUGUCCCGGAGUCACAACACGGCAAUACAAGAUACAGAAUGAAAUGGCUUCUUGGCAAAAUAAUCUUUGGACUGACUGAGAUUAUUAUGGGACUAUUACUGUCAGGAGGACUGGUAUUCAGUGUCUUGCUAAACGAUAUUUGGGGUGUAGUGCUUUUUGGGACCUAUUUAUUACAUUGGCUGGCGUCUACAGCAGUCUCUUUCUGCCAACUAGUUGAAUCGGAUACGUGGAAGGCAGAGUUGAACAUCAGACAAGACGAUGAAAUUGUUUUUGCUAUUUAUGAGCGGCCAGCGGGUGGGUGGGUCAUCUUUAAAGGCACACAGGAGACUAUGGAGAGAUGGGCUCGCACAUCAUGGUGGUUUGCGGACAACAAACUGCAUAAUAAACUAGUCCACUGGUCAUGGAUGAUAACCGGUCUUUUGGCAGCCCUCGCUUCGGUUGCUAACAUGGUCAACAUGACGGGCUACAUGCAGCUAGGCUUCCUCGGAAUCCUGGUGUACGGUUCCCUGGCUGAGCUUUGGUUGACGGUCGUGGAUCAAAUGUUUCAACCAGAAUCAAUGAGCUUUCUUGGCCCAUAUAGCACACGCACGGUGGCAGCCAACGACAAGAAAUACAAGAGUAUCAUACAGGCUUGCCUCGGUGUUGACGAUACUCAUCGUCUCGGUAGCGUACCAUGGACCGCACUGGGACUGCUUCCAAAUCGAGAGCCAUUUUUGGCUUUGGAGCAGCUGAUUCGGAAUUUGCAUAAGGCUUCUUGUGCAAAUGGAGGUGUCGCAGAAGAAAAUUCCCUUGAUAGCGCUCUCUCCGAGUUUGACAGCUCGUGCAGUGACUUGCACCAAGAUGAGGCGGACUAUUCGCGGGGUAUUCGCAACGAAGUUGAAAGAGUGUGGCGAGAGCGGAUGGUAAAUCAAGAGGGGCAGCAGCGGGAGGAGGAGGUGAAGAAAGUCCCGGUGUGA